GGUGCUGAAUGAGGUGGCCUGAGUUGUACCUGUACGUCCCGGUGCUAACACUCCGAAGCGUCCGACACGAACGGCCGCUUGGUUUCGUGGACCUCGUGGAUUUCUUGACCGCCCAACUUCUUUUCUUUGUACCUUUUUACCACGACGGAGACGAGAGAUCCCCGAGGUUAGCGGUACCUCUCUCGAUCUCGGUCGACGAUUACGCGAAUCUCUCUCCAACCUGUCGACGUCGAGUUUCGGGUUGAUCAUCCGAUUCCCAGUCCGCCGCCGCCGCAUCGCACCCGUCGAGCGCAAUCCCUUGAUCGCAUCGCCACUAGACGAAGACCGAACAAGAUGGAGCUCCAAGAACUCCAAACCCACCUGACCGAAUGGCUCAACGAAGCCAUCACCGCCUUCCAAAAGGUGCCGGGGUCCGCAGUCCUGAUCCGCUAUGUCAGGUCAUCGUACCAGAACGAUCCGGUGCGCUCGGCUAUCGAGCUGGUCCUGGUCAUCUUCUUCAUCAGAUACCUUAUGUCGCCGGCGUACUCGACUUCGAAGCAGAACUUUAUCAAGUUGACUGACGCUGAAAUCGAUGAGCUCGUUGAUGAAUGGAUCCCCGAGCCUCUCGUGCCGAACAUGACCGUCCUCGAGGAGAUGGAGGCCGAGAGGUUGCCAGUUCUCGUUGGCCCAACCGGUCCCAAGUCCAAGCUCUCCAACGGCCGCACCGUCACCAACCUCGCCUCCUACAACUUCUACAACCUCAACGCCAACGAGCAAAUCAAGGAAAAAGCCAUCCAGACCCUUCGCACCUACGGCGUCGGCCCCUGCGGCCCGCCCCAGUUCUACGGCACCCAAGACGUGCACAUGCGCACCGAAGCCGACAUCGCCAACUACCUCGGCACCGAGGGCUGCAUCGUCUACGCCCAAGCCUUCUCGACCAUCUCGUCCGUGAUCCCGGCCUUCUGCAAGCGCGGCGACAUCAUUGUGGCCGACCGGGCCGUCAACUACUCGAUCCGGCGCGGCCUCGAGAUCUCGCGCUCCAACAUCAAGUGGUACGAGCACAACGACCUGGACGACCUCGAGCGCGUCAUGCAAAAGGUGGUGGCCGAGCAGGCCCGCGGCAAGAAGCUGACGCGCCGCUUUAUUGUGACCGAGGCCCUGUUCGAGCUCACGGGCGAGAUGAACGACCUGCCCCGCCUGAUCGAGCUCAAGGAGAAGUACAAGUUCCGCAUCAUCCUGGACGAGACCUGGUCGUUUGGCGUCCUGGGAAGAACCGGCCGCGGCCUCACCGAGGCCCAGAACGUCGAUCCCACCCAGGUGGACAUGAUUGUUGGCUCGCUUGCUGGCCCCCUCUGCGCUGGCGGCGGUUUCUGUGCGGGACCCAAGGACGUCGUGGAGCAUCAGCGCUUGACGGCCGCGAGUUAUACGUUUUCGGCGGCGCUGCCGGCCAUGUUGGCUAUUACCGCAAGUGAGGGCUUGCAUGUCAUUCAGGAGAACCCCGAGGCGACGUUGGGCGUGUGCAGGGAAAAUGUCCGGUUGAUGAGGGCGCAGUUGGAUCCCAAGAGCGAUUGGGUUGUUUGCACCAGCGCGCCGGAGAAUCCGAUUUUGUUGUUGGUUCUGAAGCCGCAGGUGGUGGAGGCGAGGAGGCUGACGGUGGAGGAUCAGGAGAGGUUGUUGCAGGAGGCUGCUGAUGAGUGCCUCGCAAACAACAUCCUCGUCACCCGCCUCAAGGGCGGUCCCAUCACCCACCACAUGGGCCUCAAGGACAACGUCUACACCGCCACCCCGGCCCUCAAGGUCUGCGUCACUUCUGGUCUGUCCAAGAAGGAGACGGAGAAGGCGGGCAUUGCGAUCCGUCAUGCCAUCACCAAGGUCAUGACCAAGAAGGGGAAUAACAAGUUGGGGGUUCCUACUGCUUAAGUUUAGAGAGACACGUCGUCUCGAAGAGCUAGCUGGUAGGGGUGUUCUUCACUUCUUGUUUUUUCGUCUUGUCUUAUCUCUCACACCAUGCUAUAUAAAUACUUUAUUGGAUCAGUUGAUUGGUGGUAGCGGGGCACGGGGUUGUUGCGAAGUGGAAAAUGGACUGUAUGGGAUAGGAAAAAGAAAAUGAAUGGUUUGAAAUGACAUGGGAUAUGAAUUAGAUGGAUUGGGCUGGAAGCGAUGGCUGGCUGGCUACGAUGGCGGAAGGGUAGAUGGAUGGAUGGAUGUCACGAUAGACCAAGAUAGUGUUAAUACGUAAUGAUGUGAAUGGUAUUGGAUACACUACCUA
This is a messenger RNA of Neurospora tetraspora, 2248 nucleotides long. RefSeq names its product pyridoxal phosphate-dependent transferase. The record is from RefSeq and is a predicted model, not a curated record. Gene Ontology annotation, cellular component: endoplasmic reticulum. Lineage: Eukaryota; Fungi; Ascomycota; Sordariomycetes; Sordariales; Sordariaceae. Gene Ontology annotation, molecular function: serine C-palmitoyltransferase activity; pyridoxal phosphate binding. Bases 334 to 1899 code for a protein of 521 amino acids. The transcript has 4 exons. Gene Ontology annotation, biological process: sphingosine biosynthetic process; ceramide biosynthetic process.